AUGGAUCCCAUCCCUUUGGCAGAACUGGCCCCUUCCACUGAUACCAAUACGAGCGUCAAUGUCCCUGCUCGACACUCCGCAUCAAGUGCAGAAGGACAGGAGGCAGGCAACCACUCGGUCGCCCAAGACGGACCCCCCAUUGCACCACCCCCUGAUCGCGGCUGGUCUGCUUGGCUCGCUGUCAUCAGCGGCUUCAUCCAACUUUGGGCCAGCUUUGGCAUCCUGAACUCUUGGGGCUCCUUUCAAGCCGUCUAUGUCAAUGAACCAUGGAGCAAGGAUGUCAAGCUGCAAGAUAUUGGCUGGAUCGGCAGUGUUCAACCAGGACUGCUGUUCGUCCUCGGAGGUGUUGCUGGCUAUGCUUCCGACCGUCUCAGCGCAACUGUACUGAUGGUGCUUGGGACCUGCAUCUUUUCCGCGGCCUUCCUGUUGCUCGCUGAGUUUGGGGCCAGUUUGGGUACCUACAUUGCACUUCAGGGCUUUCUCUACGCCCUAGCCAACACGCUCCUCUACUAUCCCAUCCUGAGCGUGGUCUCGACCUGGUUCGACCGUCGACGCGGUCUGUCUUUGGGAAUUGUGGCCUCUGGGUCGUCCCUCGGUGGCAUCUUCUGGCCUCUGGUCGUGGACGCGCUCAACGAGGCCUUUGGUCUCAAGCGCACCUUGCAAGCCGUUGGUCUCAUGCCCCUGGUUCCGCUAUUCAUCGCCUCGUUUAUGAUCAAGGAACGCUUCCCAGACACCAAAAUCACUCUUCUCCGAGCCUUUCAACGCCUCACCCAGUGCUUUACAAAUGCCGAAAACAAGUCUCAGAGGAACACCACGAACACCGUAUUCGCAACAGUAUCUGCCACUACGGGAACCACAACCCGGGGAACUUUCGACUCGAUCAGAGACCCUUCCUACAUCGCCCUCAGCAUUGCUCUGUUCUUCAUCUACGGAGGGAUGCUCAUCCCGUUCAACCUCAUUCCCGUAUUCGCGGAAGAGAAUCACCACCCAGACGUGGCUCAUGUCCUUCUCGCCAUUUGCUACUCAGGCUCUGUCGUCGGUCGUAUCGGCACGGGCACCCUGGCUGACUACUUUGGAACGUUCAACAUGCUGUGCCUGAUGGCCGUCCUCACCGCUGCGCUGACGGCCUGCUGGGUGACCAUGACAUCUCUGCCGGCCAUGAUUGCAUUUGCGGUCCUCUACGGUCUCUUCUCGGGUGGUCUCAUCCCACUUGGGUCGGCAUGCGUAGCCAAGAUCACACCGCCCGAGCAAAUUGGACAGAUUGGCCUGCGUCUUGGGUUCACGAUGAUGGUUUGCUCUCUUAGCGCUUUCGGAGGCGGACCACUCAGCAACUUCCUCCUCGACGGCACGGGAGAGAAUGGAUGGCUUGCCGCGUCUUUGUUCUCCGGCAUAGCGACUCUUGUGGGAGGAGGCAUCAUCUUUGUCAUUCUGGUGUCGAGGAUGGUUAGAGGUGGCCAGAGAUACAACUUUUAA
Molecule: messenger RNA, 1473 nt
Organism: Emericellopsis cladophorae
Lineage: Eukaryota; Fungi; Ascomycota; Sordariomycetes; Hypocreales; Bionectriaceae
Product: transporter-like protein
Exons: 1
Coding region: 1-1473 (490 amino acids)
Biological process (GO): transmembrane transport
Cellular component (GO): fungal-type vacuole membrane
Molecular function (GO): transmembrane transporter activity
Source: RefSeq, a predicted model, not a curated record